UCUGUCCCUGAUUUUUGUUCUCUUGAGGGCCUCCCCUUUGCUGGAAUCCUCUGGUGGGGGAAUAGGUCAUGGAUCCUGCUUUACCUCAUGGCUGCCUGGAUUCCACCCACAACCUUUUGACCACUUCUCAGGAAAGUGACCUUGGAUGGAGGUGGUGAAGACAGACCCAGCUUAGCAAGGACAUCCUGCUCGGCUUCUGAGUGGCACAUCCCUAUGCCCUGUUCUGUGCCAGAAGCAGCAUGGUCUUCAGAGCAGCAUGGGCCCUGACAGAGUGACAGCCCGAGAACUGUGCGAGAAUGAUGACCUGGCUACCAGCCUUGUUCUUGACCCCUACCUCGGCUUCCGAACCCAUAAGAUGAAUGUCAGCCCUGUGCCCACCCUUCGACGACAACACUACCUUCGCUCAGCACUGGAAGCUUUCCUAAGGCAACGGGACCUGGAGGCUGCAUACCGGGCCCUGACACUGGGAGGCUGGAUGGCCCACUACUUCCAGACCCGGGCCCCUCGGCAGGAAGCUGCCCUCAAGACCCAUAUUUUUUGCUACCUCCGCGCCUUCCUGCCUGAGAGUGGCUUCACCAUUCUACCCUGUACACGCUACUCCAUGGAGACCAAUGGGGCCAAGAUUGUGUCUACACGUGCUUGGAAGAAGAAUGAGAAACUGGAGAUGCUGGUGGGCUGCAUUGCAGACCUGCGUGAAGAAGACGAGUAUCUGCUUAGGGCUGGGGAGAAUGACUUCAGCAUCAUGUAUUCCACACGCAAAAGGAGUGCCCAGUUGUGGCUUGGUCCGGCUGCUUUCAUCAACCAUGACUGCAAACCCAACUGCAAGUUUGUGCCCUCAGAUGGGAAUACUGCCUGUGUGAAGGUGCUACGAGAUAUUGAGCCAGGGGACGAAGUCACAUGCUUUUAUGGCGAGGGCUUCUUUGGUGAGAAGAAUGAACACUGUGAAUGCCACACCUGCGAGAGGAAUGGUGAGGGGGCUUUCAGACUGCAGCCCAGGGAGCCAGACGAGCCAGACAAGCUGCAGCCACAGGCCCUGGACAAGUAUGAUCUCCGAGAGACAAAGCGGCGUCUGCAGCAGGGCCAGGACAGCAGCCAGCAGAGCUUGAUGAGCCUGUGGGCCUGCUCCCACCAGUCCCCACUGCGCCGUGACCCAUUCUGUGCUGCCUGCCAGCCCCCAUGCCUGCUGCCUGCCAGCCCCCACUUGGACUACUUGCCCCUCUGGCUCCAGUGGAUGUCCCCGCCCCAGCCCAGAGUACGUCCCCGGAAGCGCCGCCGCCCUAGGAUCCGUCAGGCUUCAUUGACCCCUGUCUUCCACACUGCCAGUGUCUCCCUACACCGAUGGGGAGGCUGUGGUCCCCACUGCCAACUACAGGCAGAGGCCGUGGUGACCCUACACCAGCUCCCCCAGACCCGCUGGACCCCACAACAGGACUGGUACUGGGCCCGGCGCUAUGGGCUACCUUCUGUGGUGCGUGUGAAACUUACCCGCCUAGCCCCUGCCCUACCAGCUGCUCCUGCCCCUGCUGGGAGCCCAAGCCCUGUCCCCACCCCCGACCUUAUCCCUAAGCAGGCCCUUGCCUUCGCUCCCUUCUGCCCACCUAAGCGCCUCCGGCUAGUGGUCAGUCAUGGUUCCAUUGAUCUGGACAUCAAUAGUGGUGAGCCAUGAUGGGCUGCUUGCAGGGAGCCCACAUUGGACUGCAGAGUCUCUGCCUGGACCCCUCCAGACAGGAAAGAGGGAUUUGACCCUUGACCCAGGUCUGAUCCUGGGAGUGUUGCUUAGGACAUCCCUAGAGAGUUGAUCCUUGUUUUAUGAGCGCUGACCCCUGAGCCAACCCCACUCCAGCAGGGAGCCCUGGCCAUUUGAUGUCCCCCUCCCCAUCCCUGCCUCCACCUCAGGACUGUAGGAGCCAUCCCCUUCCCCUCAGCCUCUUCCUCCCCAGGGAGCAAAGCCAUAAGGGGGUAGGGGCCACUCCAUGGCAACUCUCUAGAAGCUCAGGCCUCAGAAGGUGGAAUUGACUUGCGGGGAUUGCCUUCCCAGAGCUGCUCCCACAAUGGGGAGUGGGUUGGCUCUCAGCUCUGCAGUUGUUAGAGGUAGGGGCAGUCAGAUGGGGUGGGUGAUACCCGGGGCACAUCCUUGUCCCUGCCCCGUGGGUCUCAGGGAGGCCAGGUGUGACCUCAUCUUUCUCACGGUGCUAUCCCUGGUGCUAGUGGGGUGAAGGGGAGGCUCCCUCUCCUCCCCACACCAGAAUGGGGUAUGAUGGAGGAUUGGAAGAACUUGAACUUUUUAUUAAAGUCUUAUAAGCCCUUA
Messenger RNA from Psammomys obesus (fat sand rat), 2308 nucleotides. It is a transcript of the gene Kmt5c, whose product is annotated as lysine methyltransferase 5C. Bases 257 to 1666 code for a protein of 469 amino acids. Gene Ontology annotation, cellular component: nucleus. The record is from RefSeq and is a predicted model, not a curated record. Lineage: Eukaryota; Metazoa; Chordata; Mammalia; Rodentia; Muridae. Gene Ontology annotation, molecular function: histone H4K20 methyltransferase activity; protein binding. The transcript has 9 exons.